AUGUCUGGUACCGUUACAUCCCUACUAAAUAGGUUUACGGUAACCAGUGUAGUAGGAGAUGUCACUAGGAAUCUGUUGGUGCCGAAGAUUCAUAGUGUGGUUUAUAAAAGAUCAAUAUUUGUCGCCAGUAAAAAGAGACAUCCUAGAAAAGAAGUACCUCAGCAGAAAUAUAUUGAAAGAUUAGAUCUACAAAAGGAAGCGGAUUAUAAUCGUAAGAUCAAAGAGAUAAGGAGUUUGACAGCCAAAGUGUCGAGGAUAGUUCAGAAGAAGGAAGAUCAACGGAAGAAAUAUGAAAAGAUAUCGAAUCUUCCUUUACCUUCAGAUAUAGAGAAAGAGACCGAUGAGAUAUAUCAGGCCAUAGCUGGAAGUGAAGAUUUUGGGAGUGGAGGUUCUGUAAGUGGGGCUUUGGAUCCUGGGGCCCCAGAAAGUGAUGUCUUAGAUGUGGGAGCCUCUGUUAAAGAAACCUCAGACAGUGAAGCCCCCACCACUAAAUACUCAUCUUUGAUCUCCCCUGUCAUCAACCUCCCUCCUUCUAUUGAAGAAAGAUUGGGUCUUUCAGUUAAAUUUCUCAUCUCAGAAACCCAUCAGAACUGGCCCUUGAUCAUCCAAUCACUCAAAAUGAGUGGUGGUUUCAAAGACUUGGAUGCUAAAGAUGUGAGAAAGUUCAUCUACAACAUCCCCAAAACUCAUCUCCAAUCCAUAAUCCCUGAUAUCCAAGCUAUGCUUAAAGAAGCCAAAAUCAGAACUACCAGUAGCAUCAUAAACACUUUCAUCGAAAGUUUAUCGUUAGGUAGAACCAUUAGUCCAGAGACUCUUGAAACCAUUGAGGACCAGGUCGCUAGGAUCAGAAAAUCUUCCAAGAAAGGAAUCCUUCCAAAACAUACAUACGAAAUAAUGGUCAAAGUCUAUGGGAAAGUUGGUGAUGUGGAUAAAAUCAAUACCUUCUUGAGUGAAAUGAAACACAACGAUAUCACCAUCAGUCCUGUAGUGUAUAACAAUGUGUUGAGGACCUUGGUUUAUAAAUCUCGUAAUCAUAAGGAAGCGGUGGCUGUUUUUGAUACCAUGACGUUCUUAUCUGUAGAAACCAAACCAGGAACUGAUGCUUAUAAGGAUAUCAUUGUAUCUUAUGUUAAUAAUAAUGAAGUUGAGAAAGCUUUAGAUUUAUAUCAGGAAAUGUUGAUUUCAAGAACACCGGUAAACCAAGAAAUCUUAGUGGCUCUUGCCAGAGGUUGUUCAACCAGUAAAACUCUUAGAUUCAAAUCCUGGGAAUUUAUCUUUGAUAUCUAUGCAAACAAUUGGACUCCCACAUUAGAAACCUUAGAGUAUAUACUUUAUUUGGCUGCUAGAGAUGGAGAUGUUGCUAUGGCUAGAGCUUUAUUCAAAAGACUUUGUUCCAUUGGUUCUACUUCCAGAAAAUCCUUCACUUUCCUUCUAAUGAGUUAUUCCAAAUCUAAAAUCACUGAUAAAGAUGCUGAACCAUAUUCUAUCUUAUACCAUGAAAAGGGUAGAAAUUUCCGGGUCAAUUUGAUUAGUCAAAGUUUAGGUCAAUCUUUAACUUCCCAACCACCUAAAUAUCAAAUCCCCUUACUUCCCUUAGAAGAUUUAACUACUUCCGAGCAAAUAAUGGCAGAAUCUUCAGCUAUUUGGGCUCAUUGUUUAGCUUUCAGUCCCGAAUUCAUCCACACUGAUGCUUAUAAUACUUAUUUAAACAUUGCAGCUGAACUUGGUAAAUUCGGAGAAUUCAAAGAACGGUACGGUUUUUCUACUUUGGUCGAUGACCCUGCCAUCAAUAACACCAGGAUUAUUAUCGAAGAACCUGAAGAAUCUGGAGAAUCUGAAGUACCUGAAAGUUCAACCACAAACACAAGCUUAACUACCUCGCCAUUACUUGAAAUGAUGAAGAAUCAACCUAAAAUCACUAGAACUACCCUUACCUACGUCAUUGCUUUGAAGACUGCCGGGAGAUUCAGAAACUAUAAAUUCGCUCAAGAGGUUUGGCAAGAAAGAGGAAGAUUUAGGAAAUCCCAACAAUUCAGAUCCCUUCCUAUUGUCGAUAAAGAUAAAUAUGAUUUCCAAUUCGCCAAUGAAAUGGUCCAAUCAUUAACUAAAAUGGGAUUAUAUGAUGAUGCUUUAGCCAUCAUCUUAAGUACGGAAUAUCAAUUCAGUUGGUCAUGGACUCAGUUGACUCCAUUAUAUGAACUGUGUGUCAAAAUAGGUAAAGAAAAGGCCACUCAAAGUUUAAGAGGAAUAGCCAAGAGAGCUCAAAUCAGAUUCCAAGGUAAAAUCAGAAGAAAGGACUAUAAAGAAUACCGUUUAAAAAGAGGUUAUUAG
Molecule: messenger RNA, 2331 nt
Organism: Yamadazyma jaroonii
Lineage: Eukaryota; Fungi; Ascomycota; Pichiomycetes; Serinales; Debaryomycetaceae
Source: the annotation of a GenBank genome assembly